Prorocentrum cordatum is the source of this 6444-nucleotide messenger RNA. The record is from the annotation of a GenBank genome assembly. Lineage: Eukaryota; Dinophyceae; Prorocentrales; Prorocentraceae.
AUGGGCGAGAUGGGCGAGAAGGGCAAGGCGAGCAAGCUGGACAAGCUGUUGUGCAAGAACACGAGCCUCAUAGGUCAGUGCUCCGAGAGGCUGUUCGCUAGCAUGGAGGCUUGGCGGCAAGGAGGCGAUCGGAGGGACCCAUGGUGCGUCCUCGACAUGAUGGGCAUCCCAGUUCAGAGUGCUGCCGUGAUGCGUUUCGCUCGCAACCAGACUUUGAGAUUGGCUGGCGGUGUGUUCAGGCGUUACGAAACGAAGUAUUCGUCCAAGCCUUACGACAUGCACGUUCUAUCGCUUAGUACUACCACUGCAGAGCAGAAAGCGCCUUGCAUCGAGCACCUACUGGCUGCCGACGACGACGAGCUGGACCUGUACAGCCGCGGAAUCCGCAAACUGUUUACUAAGGAGGAGUUGGGGUCGAAGGAGUGCGAGCCCCUUCUCAGGUCAGAUUUCAUGACGCACGCUUUCAGCACUGACGUGAUUGAGAGGCUGAACUCUGAGAUCACCCAUGGCGUGCCUAAGCGAGCUCCAGCGACCAAUUUCACUCAAGCGAUCGAGCGCCCACUGUUGCUGUGCGACCCCCCUGACGCAGUGGAGUGCGUCAUGGCACAAGCCGCCACCGACUCGGCCCUUGUCCAUCCCGAGCUGGCGGGUUCAUCGGCUGCGGCGGCGCUGCCAGCUGGCCCAGGCGCCGCGGCGCAGGUGUCCGAGGAUGGCGUCGCUGUCGUUCCUGUCGGGGACCAAGGCGGACCAAUCUUCCCACCUUGUCGAACGGUAUCGGGGUGCAUCGACGUCCUUCCGCACGAGAACCCAAGUACUAAUAGUACUGGCAGGUUUGCACCUGGCCUCAACCCUUACUUGUUGGAGAAGAACCAGUGGCUGCGUGCUGUGAGGGCGCUGAGAGACUCUCCGAUGACCGAUGAGGAGGUGAAACAGGUGACGGAGGAAUUCCAUGUCUUCUGGGAGAACGUCGCCGACAAAGAUUGCCACAACGAGGCGUACGACGAGUGGGUGCGAGAGAAGCAACAACAUCAUGAACGAGAGCGCCCCUACAAGUACGUGCAGCAGUGGGGGGGCGGGAGCUUCGUCUCGCCAAUCAGCAGCGACGAGUUCUGCAAGCACAUCAAGGGUUCUAAAGGUUGGCCAAGCGAUGCCGACGUCACCGACGCCAACCACGAGGAGGGCCUCGCCAAGGCAAACUACUUCGUGGAUUUCGGGCCUUCGAAGAGCACGAAUCUGUGGAGCCUCGGAGCUCGACCCCACAACGUGAACCCGAUGAAGGUCGCGGGGGGGAGGUUGAAGUUCACGCUGGUCGAGAAGGGCAUCAGCAACGUCAUUGCCAGGCUGAACAGGACCAAGGUGGAGUCUGGCGACGUUAUGUUGAUAGUGGAGGGCCCGGGGCGGGCAUCAAGGAUAAGUGAUAAGUUCAAAGUCGUGAACGCGCAGACGUCCGAUGAGUUUGUCCGCGAGUGCUGUGAGUUGUUCUCGGCGAUGGAGCUUUGCGAGGUGGAGUGGGGCCCCAUCGACGUGGACGGUACUCUUCUGUGGGUGGAGGUGAAGUCCGCGACCGCUCUCGGCACCUUGUGGAAGGAAGGCUUGCGCGUCCCACUGGGCAGCGCGGCCGCUAAGCGAAAGGACACCAGCGCCUCGACCUUCAAGAAAAUGAAGACGGACGACCCCCUGAACCCAUCCAGCGACACGGCGAAGACGUCGUCAUCGUGCGCCGCAUCGACCAAGGCUGCCAAUGGGAAAGUCGAUCCGACAAGUGCAUGCGGCCCGAUCGCAGCAGCAGUUACAGGAGGACCCGAAGGAGCAUUGGGCAGCGAUGCGGCCGUGGCUGCGUCGCUCGGCGCGGCAGGGGCCGCCGACGCAGGUGCCGACGAAGGCUUUCAGCUGGGUGCUUUGGACGGGGAGUUCGCGGUCGCUCUCGACGAGAUGGACGUGGCGGACCAGGAGGACGCAGAGAUCCAUGGCGGCGAUGACGACAUGACAGAGCUGCUCGACACCUGGGGCGGCAACCAAGAAGACCACCAUGACGAACGUCCAGACGAUGGCGAGAUCGACCUCGACGACCCCAUCCUGCUCAUGUCGGGGCGCUUGCCAAGAUGUAUGAGGACGCAGCUGGCGGCGCUGAUGUCCCCAGUGGCGGCGCCGACGCUGGAGUUGAAGAUGGGCCUCUUGCCGAAGAUGUUGCUGAGCCUCCGCAGCCUUGGGAACAACUUGGGGAGCCAAGAGCUGUUCAAGUGGCUCUUCGAGGGCGACCCCAACAAUGACGGCGACUCCAAGGACCAGAGGCGCGAGAAGGCGCGCAUCCACAUGGAUUCGGCCAAGAGCAGCUGCACGAAGCACGCAGCUGUCCUGCGCUGCGAGACUGCCUCUUGCACCAGCUAUCGCAUUGUCUUGAUGGCGGCGGCAAUCACGACGAAGGAAGAGCACGAGCAGCUGGAACGGGAGUUGUUCGAAGACGGCUCGUGCGAGGGCAGCCAACAGGCCGCCAGCAAACCCAAUGGCGAAGGCCCGAGUUCUUUUCAAGUCGGCCUGUUCGAGCCAGACCCUGCGCGUUGCGCCAAGUGUUUCGAUGACUUCGCUGGGCAGAGUGGGCUCCCCCGGUCGCCUGGCGGACAUGGUGUUCACCCUUCUUCCACAGACCACAGCACGUGCCAGCAAUGCCUGGACUUGAAGGAGUUGGUGUCUGAGAAGCUGGACGGACCACCCGGCACGGUGGAGUUCCCCAACGACAGCGACGCCAAUCAAUGGCCAUUUUUAAUACACUGCUACAGGGUGCUUCGCCAUGGGUCGGCCGACGGCACGGUGACAUUGCACGAGUUGGCCAUCGAGUGGGCUGAGAUUGCGAGCAAACGGUACCAAGAGGCUGGCGAGAUCCAAGUUUCUGCUUUACCAGAGGGCGGUGAGAGCUGCACGCGCACAGACAAUCCAGCAUCGGAGUCAGGAGGAGCGAGAGACAAGCCUGUAGAUGGCAGCGGCUCUGGCACAGCUGGCGAGAUCAAGCAUGAGGAGGAUGCACUUGCACAACCUCAGCGUGUCAAGCAGGAGUUCGGGUUCCGCCGAAGCGGCUUGUCGGUGGCGGCGCCUGCCGUGGCUUCAGCGGCUUGUGAGACUGGUGCGAGUGAAGGCACGUGUGCGGCCGUCGGCAUUGACGUGGACUCCGAGGACGACGGCGACUCAGACUCAUUGAACAAGUUUUCCUUGACUGAGCGCUUGCCCAAGGGCCAAGUGUACAUCAGCUUCGGGAGGAUUCGUGGGACAAUCAACCAGUACGUUGAGGCUCUGUCGCACCUGGGCUGGCUACCAGACUGCAGGAUACAGACCGUACAAGCACUCGAGCGCCGUUUGAACCAGCACAGCAGUGAGAUCUCCCAGCAAGCGAACGUUGACAUAAAGACUUCAUUCAAACAGCUUUCGAUGCGCGUGGAGACAACGAUCAUCCUGUUCAAGCUCUUCAAGACGUGGCACGACGAGAACAACGAUGCGUCCUUGGUCCAUGUGCUUGAUGCAGUUUGCAAGUUGAAACCGUUCCUUCGUUUCCAGAAGAAGUCUGUGGGUGCCGACUUGGAGAUGAUCCUUAUCUACGCGCAGUUCUACAAGGAUUUGGCCAACGGCAUGGGCAUUGACGAGGCAAUCAAUUCGCUGAACUUCGACCGUCUCACUGAGUGUCACAAGAUCGUAACCGAGAAUGCUGGCAAAUUGACGGGGGCGAUGACCAAGACCACCGACGGCGCGAAGGUCAAGGAUAAGGACGCCGCCGAUGGCACAGCAGAGGGCGAAGCAUCACCUUCGAAGAGGCGCAUGCAGUUCACCAUGCCGAAAGACGUGAUCGCCAAGCGUGUAUUGGUCCAUCCCGUCGAGCAGUUCGAGAAGCUGGUGGGCGAUUCCAUGGCGAAGUACAUCUUCACCUUGAGCCCCGACAUCGUGAAUGACCAGAAGGCGGUGCAGCAUUGCCAUGAGCUCAUGGAAAGAACGCGCCAGGCGUGGCUUACCAAACACAACGGCUGCCUCAGCAAUAAGGUGGGCCAGCUUCUCGACGCGUUCGCGACGAUCGCGCUGUGCGCGAAGUCGGACGAGAGUGAGAGGCCCAGCGUCGACAGUGCGAGGUGGGCCACGAAGGUCGGCAUCGAGGAUGAGGCUGCGAGCAGCGGGUUCGAGUUCAGCGUCGGCCGCUUCGAGGACUUGCUCGAUCCAGCCUUCGAGAACGCAACCUCUUGGCUGAAGGCGGGGAAUGGCGGCAAGCCGAUGACCUGCGAUGCGUUCGGGAAGUAUUUCGAGGCGUGCAUGGUGAUGAGAGUUGCUUGCACUCAGGCCCUCCAGCGCUGGUCCACGAGCGCCUUGGAGCAGCACGCCGAGACUCUGGCGAGCGCUGGGCACGCGAAUACUGUAUCAAACAUGUACGUCCUGUUGCACGCAGGGAACUUCGUCUACAUAGAUACCGUCAGAGGUUGGAUCGGCCAUCUCCUGGAGCAAGCUUCACAGGCGGGCAUGGCAGAUUCGUGCGCUGCCGCAGGCGGCGACAGUUCAGGCCCCAUCCAGACAGAGGUCGUCAAAGCCGAGUGCGAGUCGACCCAGCCUGGCGGCGACGGCAAUGUGCAGCCGACAAUGCCGUUCUCGUCGCCAGUCCGCCUCUUCGCUCACAUCCGUGAGAUCGACGCCACUGUGAAAGCGAUGCGCCCGCGCUUGAGAGCCUUCGUUGAGCUGAUGCUGAAGUCUGUGCUGGGCGCCCAGAAGCUGUGCAAGCUCGCGGCCACCAGAGUGGGCGGCUCUUGGCACGAUCACUUCGACAAGGACGCGUCGGGCGACACUGUCCUGAGACAUUUCAACCACAACGUUGCGGUCAUCGACAAGAUUAUCAUAUACCUUGAGAGCCUUCACUUGCUUGCCGACCCAGACUGGUGGCUCGACGGCGAGUCACUUUCAAAGAGCAGCACCAAGCCCGACGAGCAGACCCUCUGCAACUUCAGCAGGGUCCACCACGAGCACACCUCAGUCACGCCCUUCACCGUGCUGACCUCAUCCACCCUCGAUCUCCCCGAGGUCGGAGAUGACAUCGCAGCGUUGUUCGCGGCGUUUGCUGAGCAUGUCGGCCAGCGCACGUACGACUUCAAGGCUACAGCGUUCUUGGUAGAUAAGAGUUCUACGAUUUCUGACGUGGAGGUGCUCCUGGGGAGCGUUCACGCCGACGUCUUAAAGGAGUGCGACGACUCGGCCCUGUAUCCUCACUUGUUGCCUAAGGGCGAUGCCGACAAUGUUGCGAAGCUUGCGCCCAUUGAUGUUUCUGGAAGCAAAGGGGAUCCCAAGGUGUUGGAGCUUCUCCCUCAUAACCGAGCUCUCGAGCACCUGCGAUGCUUCAUCAGAGCAGUCAUGCUGACGGAGAUCGACGUCCCUGGCAUGUUCUACUCAACUGUGGAUGCACCGGAGCCCAGCAUCGACCUGUGCAUGUUCGCUAUGGAGCUCAAGUGCGCUGUCGCCGACGUGGUCGCAGUCAUUUCCUCAGCCGAGGUGGCUAUAGGCAGGAAGGCUCGCUCCAAGGAUAAGCAGUUCAUGAGUCAAGGGUACCUCUGCGGGACGGCCACCUUCAUAUUGCAGAUCCUCCACGGUGCGCGACAGAAGCUGGACAGCAUGGCCAACGACCCCAGGGCCAUGGAGUUCGAGAAGACAGGCUGGCAGCUCCGCGAGUCGAUCCACACCAUGCGUCACUGGUGCUUGUUGGCGGCAAGAGUCAGCGGGCGUUACGAGAGCAUGCUCUUGCUGGGCAUGGCCGAGGUCUUGACCAACGAGGGACAGGCGACGGCAAAGGUCACCCCUACUUGGACAGCAUGUUUCGUCGACGACGUGUUCAACGAGACGAUGGCAAUGGCGAUGCUCAAGAACAAGCUGGACGUCGUGAUCAACCGCCACAACUCACUCCACACCUGCAUCAAGGCCUUCUCCACGUCAGCAGCCGUGCUGUCCAUCAACCCCCGCGUGCAGGACCACCCGACGACGUCCGAGUCAGUGAACGUGGCACUCCAGUUGCUGAAGGACGCUGCGGAAGCAAGCGUGGUCAUCAGGGGCGUCGACCUGUUGACUGCGUAUCGUCAUCGCCCUGAGGGGCCGACGAAAGCGACGAAGUUCUUGACGGAGAACGAGUGUCGCUACCCCAAGGUACCGCAGUGCUUCUGGCAGUUGUUCAAGGACCUGCAGGCGCACGCACUUCCAGCCCAGCCUUUGCCAGCACAGGCUGGCGAGGCGUUGGCCCCUGGCGCAAGCGCGUCUGGGGGCGGAGCCCACCUCACGCCAGCCAAGAAAAGCUUAGCGGACGGGUCUGUUCACACUCCGACCCCAAAGAAGCCGCCUGCCCCGAGUUCAGCCGAUGGCAGUCAGCACGUGAAGGCCAAGGCCCCUAGCGUUUCAGAUCGCCCCGCCAAGGGUUUCAAGCGCGCCAAGCGCUCCUGA